Messenger RNA from Plasmodium vinckei vinckei, 273 nucleotides. RefSeq names its product conserved Plasmodium protein, unknown function. The transcript is spliced from 2 exons. Lineage: Eukaryota; Apicomplexa; Aconoidasida; Haemosporida; Plasmodiidae. The coding region runs from base 1 to 273 and encodes 90 amino acids. The record is from RefSeq and is a predicted model, not a curated record.
AUGGUUGCAAAAAGCAAAACUACCAAAAUUACUCUUAAAAAAAAAACUGUCAAGGCUGCAGGAAAAUUAGUUAAAACAAAAGCAGUCAAAGCAAAAGGAAAAAACAUGAAAGCUAAAACAACCGUAUCAAAAUCAAAGAAGUUAAACCCAAAAAAAUUAAUUAAUAAAAAGGCAAAAUCCAUAAAAUCUAAAAUUGCAAAAAAAGCCGUCAAAAAAGUUGUUAAAAAUGUUGUCAAAAAAGCUGUUAAAAAAAUGAUUAAAAAACAAAAAUAA